CUUGGCUUUUAUUCCAAAAUAUAUUACUUGAAGAUGGAACGUAAAAAUUUCAGUAAUGCAAAUUGUUUUCAUGCUUGAUUCAACAUAUUGCCAUCUAAAGUAGCUCCACUGUCCCAGUGUGGAACUUCCUUCAACACGCUAAUCCUAGAUGGCUAAUUUCAGGUAAAAUGAAGAGCUAUUCUUGCUAUCUACAGUUCAGGGAGCUACACCUGGUAGGUUAUACAACAACUUUGUGCUGAAAUGCUACGGAUUUCUUCAAUUGCAUUUACCAUGUAACAUGCUUGUCUUGUCAGAAGUUGAUCUGGAAAAAGGCAGGUUCUGAAACCCUGUGGUGUGGCUUUUCAAGGGCCUCCGGCUAUCACACAGGUACUUCUAAUGUGCUCUGCAGUAACUCUGCUCUCUUGCAGGUCUCUCAAUUUAUGAUUUUGUUCAUCUUGACUGCUAUCCUGUAUCCUACUUCCCUGCUGCAGUAGUAUUGCUGUAGACAACACAUCCAUUUCUCCUCCAAAGCAUGACUGACUGCUCCUUUAUGACUAUCCUUUUGUGAUGUUACUCCCUCGGUAGAUGCUGUGGCAGGCCUGGGUCUGACUGGGUCAGUCUAUGAAGAAAAGGUAGCUGCAGCCAUUCUGUGGGAAUGGUGGGCUGUAAACACUCUGGCCCAGUCAGUCUAUCAGUUACAGUAAUCUGCGCCCCAACUGCUGAAAGUAACAUCUGGAGAGCAAAACUUUCCGACUCACUUUUUCAAACUGAGGUUGUUUCCCCACCCCCUAUACCCUGAAAGUCUGAAAAAUUGACGCACUAAUAGUUACCACGCUGAGGUUGCUGAACGCUGCCGGCAAGCGUGCUUGUCAGAGCGAGCGGGCGCCCUCCCUGCCAUUCCGGCACCGCGGAAUGGAAUCUCGCAUCCCUGCGGCGGGUCUGGCUGCCCCGCAGCACCGGGAACCGCAUUCUCCCCGUCCCCUACGCUCGUCUGGGCGGAGACAGCGGGCCUAAACGAGCACGGAGAAGGCAGACUCGGCCCUCCCGGCCGCCCGCCAAACCUCCCCCUCAGGCCGGCAGCCAUUUUGGGGAGCGCUGCCCGGCGCUCCCUGGCGGCUGCCCGCCCGCAGAACAGCCGUGAGCGGGCGGCCGCCGGCCAUGAAGUCCGUCCUUGUCACCGUGGGCACCACCAGCUUCGACGACCUGAUCGCGACCGUCAGCUCCCCGCCGGCCCUGCAGGUGCUGCAGAGCCGCGGCUACGGGAAGCUGGUGCUGCAGGUCGGGCGGGGAGCGCUGAAGCCGGCGCUGAGCAGCAGCCCGGCCUUGGCGGUGGAAGCCUUCCGCUUCAAGGACUCGCUGGCCGAGGACCUGGGGAGGGCAGACCUGGUCAUCAGCCACGCAGGUGCAGGUAGCUGUCUGGAGACUCUAGAAAAAGGAAAACCACUAAUAGUAGUAAUAAACGAAAAGCUGAUGAACAACCAUCAACUUGAACUGGCAAAACGGCUCAACAGAGAUGGGCAUGUCCUCUGCUGCUACUGCAGCACUCUUGUGGAGACACUGCGGUUGAUGGACCUGUCAACUUUGAAACCUUUUCCUCCUGGACAUCCAGAAAAGUUUGCUUUGUUCUUGGAUAAAGUUGUCGGGUUUCAUUGCUGCUCCCCCCACCCUCCCCCGGGGAAGAUGCAGAAGGGCUGGAAGAAGUACUUCGGGCAGAAGUCCUUCAGCGAGGUGGCCAUGGACGAGUACCUGGGCAGCCUGGGGCUGUACCGCAAGAUGACGGCCAAGGACGCCUCUUGCCUCUUCCGAGCCGUCUCGGAGCAGCUGUUUUCAUCUCAAAUUCAUCAUGUUGAAAUUAGGAAAGCUUGUGUCUUGUUUAUGAGGCAUCACCAGCAUAAGUUUGAAUCUUAUGUGGAAGGAUCAUUUGAGAAAUACCUUGAACGACUAGGAGAUCCAAAGGAAAGUGCUGGCCAGCUGGAAAUGAGUGCUUUAUCAGUGAUGUACAAGCGAGACUUUAUUCUGUACCGGUACCCUGGAAAGCCAUCCACUUAUGCUACAGACAAUGGCUUUGAAGACAAGAUUUUACUGUGUUGUUCCGGCAGUGGCCAUUAUGACUCUGUCUAUACAAAACAAUUCCAGGAAAAUGCUGCUGUUUGCCAGGCUGUAUUGUAUGAGAUCCUGUACAAAGAUGUGUUUGGCAUGGAUGAGGAAGAAUUAAGGACUGCAGUUGAGGUGUUUCGAAGUGGAUCCAAGAAGAACAGAAACAGUGUCUCUCUAGGAAGUGAGGAUGCAAACUUCGAUUGUCUUCAUGAAAAAGUAACCAGAAAUCCAUCAGAAAUGAGGGUGGAUGACUGGGAAGGCAAUGCUACUGACAAUCCACAGGAAGAUAAAUUCAGACAAGGCAUCGGAGAAGAAAAGCCUCUAGAAAAUCCAUCAAAGAUGCCCGUUCCUUAUAAAGUGCUAAAGGCACUGGACCCUGAGAUUUAUCGAAAUGUGGAGUUUGAUGUUUGGUUGGACAUCAGAAAAGAGCUUCAAAAAACUGACUACAUGGUGUUUGCUGGGAGACAGUACUAUUUAGGAGACAAGUGUCAGGUACGUCUGGAGCCUGGAGGUAAGUAUUACAAUGCUCAUAUCCAGGAAGUCAGACAGGAUGGCAACACGUUGACUGUAUUCGUUGAGGAGCUGGCAGAAAAGCAUACAGUUCCGUUGGCAGACUUAAAACCAGUGACACAAGUGGCACCUGUCUUUGCUUGGAAUAUGGUUCCCAGCCGAAGAGGAGGAACCUAUCAGAAAAUAACAGGUGGAUACUUCUCAGGAAUAGAAAUGGAUAUGAAAGCACGGAAGAGAAUGCUUAAGAAAUUUCGUGGAAAGGAAGUGUUUAUGACUGUGGCUUAUAGCAGGGGUCAACCAGUUCUUCCACCCCGGCUACAGCACCGUAUUCCCUCAGGGCAUGCUCCUCCAGUUUACUGCUCACAGGGUGGUGGAAACAUGGCACCUUAUGAACCCUAUCAUCCUCAGAAUCCUCCUCAGAGGCAUAACCGUGGAUUUGGGAUGCCAAGGGGAUCUGCCCGAUUUAUAAACAGGCACAACAUGGUUGGCCCUCAGAUAGCUUUCUACCCCAGUCCAGGAAAGAGAUGCUAUCAGAGCUAUGACAAUUUCUCCUUCAGGUCCUGCUCGUACAGCCGUAGCCACCGUCAGAUGCAGUGUGUCAAUAAGGAAUGUCAGUAUGGGUUUGUACCAGGGAAUGGCGAGGAGCCUCAGGGGCCAGAAGAAAGGAUAACUUUCUAUGAAAUUGAAGGAGAGGAUGCUGCUGCUUUUCCUACUUUACCAAGCCAGAGUAGCCCUGCUCCCAUUGUCCAUGGUCCAGCAGGAUUUUGGGUACCAAGGAGAGGCCCAAACUCUGUUCCACCUAACAAGCCAAUCCUGAGUUCCUCAGAGGAGGAAGAAACAAGUGAAAAUGGGAAAUUUCAUGAAGAAUAUAUCUAUGCACCUUCAGAACCCGACUGUGAAGCUGCAACAGUAUUUAGUUCAGCAGAACGUACAGCAAGCUUGGUGAUGGUGAACUCUGCAGCAAUCUCAACCUCAGUAGGUGUUUAUGCUGCUCCAGCUACGGGCUUCUCCUCACAUUCUGCUGCCUCCACUCCAGCCAGUAUCACAACAGCAGUUUCCUCACAAACAGCAGUUCAGCCAGUCAUAGUAUCUCCCCUUUCUAUAGGGAGGCCAGCUGUGUCCUCAGUGCCAUUCCCAAUUUAUUCCACUCCUCUUCCUCCAGUCAGUGAGGUGGGAGAAGCUGGUGCCGUUCUUCCACCUUAUUCUUGUGAUCCCAGUGGCAGUGAUCUGCCUCGAGAUACAAAAGUCUUGCGGUAUUAUUUUAAUCUGGGAUUGCAAUAUUAUCAUCAGAGCUAUUGGCCUUCCAUGGUGUAUGUACAGCCAGUGCUGCCACCAUCGCCUGUGGAAGUUUAUCCAGCCUAUCCUGAUCCAGCUCCUGUCCUAGACCAGUCGGUACCUCAGGUCUACACUGAUGCUGGGCGAACUGACGUCCACCAGGUUCCCUUGGUGGAAGCCCCUGCCAACGGUAACUUUCAAAAUGCAGAGCCUCCACCGGUGUCCUACGGGCCAGUAUAUUACCCAGUCAUGUCGGACCCCUUCAGCCAGCAACCUCUUCCUGGGUUUGAUUCUUUAGUACCUGCCUAUCGCUAUGUUAGUACCUGGCAUCCUGUAAAUCCACCCUAUGGAAAUUCUCCUCAAAUUGCGAAUGCUGUAAGUUCUGGACCAGUGCACCAAGUCAGCUAUAUUGCCUCACCUAACCCUCAUGACGUGCCUCAAGGAAUGUAAACCUGGGAGCUGUAAGGUCACUUCUUUCCCUUGGUUUCUCUUGUUUCUUGUUUGUCAACUCUACGUAAAUACUGUUUCGUAAAUGUUAUCGUGUCUUAGUGGGCUGUGUCAGUUGAUUAAACUGCAUUCAAAUUUCACUUUUCUCUUCGCAUUUAUGCUUGUGAUAGUUGACUUGACAAGGUGUUUUAGUCAAUUACACAGAAAGCAUAGGGAGAGUAUAUUCAAACUAUAGUGGAGGGAACACAAAGCUUGAAUUUGACUACAUAAAGUAUGUCUAAAACCAUACUAUCAUCAGAGGAAGUAUGCAUAAUCUAAUUCUGAGGGGUUG
Messenger RNA from Tyto alba (common barn owl), 4639 nucleotides. Its product is annotated as ALG13 UDP-N-acetylglucosaminyltransferase subunit. The record is from RefSeq and is a predicted model, not a curated record. The transcript is spliced from 27 exons. Gene Ontology annotation, biological process: dolichol-linked oligosaccharide biosynthetic process. Lineage: Eukaryota; Metazoa; Chordata; Aves; Strigiformes; Tytonidae. Bases 1138 to 4311 code for a protein of 1057 amino acids. Gene Ontology annotation, molecular function: hexosyltransferase activity.